Molecule: messenger RNA, 7756 nt
Organism: Xyrichtys novacula (pearly razorfish)
Lineage: Eukaryota; Metazoa; Chordata; Actinopteri; Labriformes; Labridae
Source: the annotation of a GenBank genome assembly
CGGACAGAGACAGAGGGACAGAGAGCUGUGUGCAUGGACGAGGGACACAGAGGGAGGAGAAGGGACUGUGUUACCUAACUACACCCAGAAAAAACAAGAGCCCGUCCUGCUGAAGGAUUAACUCCCUGAUCGUUCUGUAAGUGGACCAAGAAUAACACACACAUUACAGGUGUGUGUGUUUCGUGUUUGUGUGUGUUGCUAUAGAUGUGCAUUCACUAACAGAGGGAUCCAAUCAGCCGGGUACGUGUCUGAUGAGGGCAAAGUGUCUCCGCAGCCAUUGCUGAGGUUUUAACGUGGAUUAGCAGUUCUCCUCAUGUGUUAACCAAACCAAAGCGGGGCAGAUAAGGUCAGACAUUGCUUGUAAAUGCGAGCCUCUUCAGUUGCCGCCUCUCGGGGAUCUAAUGACAACAUCCCAGAGGUGACACAGUGAGCGGUAUCUGUGCCAACGCAUGGGCCGAGUAUAUUUAGCUGUUCUCCUCAAACACACUUUACAAGGUAAGUGGGGCCAGUCCAGGCCAACUAAUACACAGAUUUACCAGCCAUGAGAUUAACAGCUAAGUGACUUUAGUGUCUUUAUUAUGUAGUCAAACACUUUAAAAAAGUUUAAAGACAAAACUCAAAGAAAAGAUUUCAAUGAAACAAAAAUUAACUGCAAUAAAAAGUGUAUUUGAUGCUGGAAAAAUGCGCUUGUAAACUUGUGCAAAGCAACAGUUGGGUUUUUGCUUCUAUUUUAGUCACUUGACUUUUCCAAGACUGUUUUGAUGCAUGCAAUGUAGAGUUUACACCAGCAGAAGUUUAAAAAACAAGUUUAGAAAUCAAAAGAGAGGAUGUUAUGAAUUAGAAAUGUUUAAAAAGGUGUUACAGUUCCAUAAGGUUCUAUAACAAAAUCUGUACAUUCAAUGAAAUUACAUUUACCACAUAUACCUGCAUCAAUAUAUACAUGUACAUACCCAUACCUAUACAUAGACGUGCAUUCUUACACAUCAACAUAAACAGUGUAUGCACACACCGUAUAUCCAGAUUUACAAACACCACGUUGCUUCAGCAGUGGCCUCUGGCUGGUCUGUAUUUUUGGCUCGGAUGUUUCUCAUCUUCCUGUUGACAAACAUCCCGGAGAUCCUGUAUGGGGUUCAGGUCAGGCCAGUUCAGUUAGCGGGCUGAUUGAACACUGUUAUGUAGUCAGCAAACUGAUUUGGUAGGUGUUUUGGUGCUGUGCAGGUGCUGGAAAAGGAAAUCAGAAUAUUCAAAAAGCUUCACAGAUAAUGAAGCAUAAAAAAGUAUAUAAAAUCACCUAGUAGACUUUAAGCAAUGUUGACUCUGGACUUGGAAUGAAAAACAGUAGAUUCACAGCAGCAGAUAGCAUGGCGCCCCAAACCAUCACAAACCUCAGACUGGACUUCAAACAACUUGGAAUCUGUACCACCUCACUCUUCCUUCUGAAUCUAGGAGACACUAGGAGACGACACGACUCAGACUUCAUAAUGAAAUGUAAGAUUUAUUUUCAUUUGCAGUGAGAUGCUUGAUGUUUUUGGUCCAGGAAGGGCUUGAUACUAGGACUGUGGUCUAGUCUUUACUGAACAAUUGUCUCAGAAAAUACCAACACAGGAGUACAGAUACCACUUUCAGGAACUACUAAAAAGACAGUAAAAAUAUUCAAAAAGGCGACUCCAUUAAUGUGACUAAAUAUAUACUUUUCUGUCCACCCUUGGUUAAAACUUGUGGUACGUCACAUGACCAUCUUCUGCUUUCAGUGUGUGAGUUUGGUGGGAAUGGGCAGAUUUGACAAGUGGCAUUUUAGUAUCCGAUUGUUGCUAACCCUCUGGUUCUGUCUGAUCGUGCUCUCUCCUCCUCAGACCAUGUCCCUCCCCUCCGUGGUGGCGCUCCCCCUGCUGGUGGUGGUGGCAGCAGGGGUGUACUACAUCUACAAUGAGGUCUUGCAGUUCAUGUCCAUGUCUUUGGUGAAAAACAAAGUGGUGGUGAUCACUGACGCUGUGUCCGGGGUCGGAAAAGGUAAAUGAUCACGCUUCUGUAUUCACUAUUUAACCCAAGUUUAGGUUUUGUUUACAUCUAUGUCAGCUUGUUUGUCUGUCCAUCAGCAGAACCAGUGAUGAUCUACCAGACUUACAUUAUUCACCCACAUGGGUCGUUAAUGACAAAUCCACAUUUAGGUGUUUCCAUUCCUUUGCUUUGUAUAGAACAUGUAAUCCAGUAAUUCAUCUCAAUAUGGUUGUGAAAACAGAUAACAAUGAUUUUCAAAUCCUUGCCUAUCUAUAUUCAAUUAAAUAGACGACAAACAUGUAUAAUAUUUAGAGUGAUAAACUUGAUUAUUUUAUUUUCAUUUUUGUAAGUAUUCACUCAUUUUAAAUUUGACACUGCAGCAAGUUCCUAAAAAGUUGUUUCAGAGUCACUGGGGUAGGCUAUAGUUGGAGCAUCUCUGAAAGGCUCAGUCCCUCACAAGCAGGGGAGGGGCCAGGUUCACCACUUUGUCAACAACUGUGUGAGCAAACAGUCCAACAGUUUAGGAACAAUGUUUCUCAAUGUACAACAGCAGGAAUUUGCAGAUUUGAUUAUCUACAGUCCAUAAAAUCAUCAAAAGAUUCAGAAAAUCAGAGACAUUUCUGCACUUAAGCAGCAAGGCCCAAAACCAACACCGAAUGACCAUGACCUUUGACCCUUCAGGCAGCACUCAAUUAAAAACCCACACCAUUCUGUAAAGGAUUUUACCAUGUGUAGAUGUUAAGAUGAAUCUUGACAUCUACAAGUUCAAGGUCUACCAUGCAAAGACAAAGACAGAUAUCAACAACAGUCAGAAACACAGCCAGCUUCUCUGGACCCGAGUUCAUCUGAGAUGGACUGAGUUGGUGCCCCUGGCCAACUGUCACAUCUGUGAAGACUCCAUUGAUGCUGAAAGAUACAAACAGGUUUAAGAGCAACAUCUGCCUCCAUCAGAGCCUCGUUUUUUUCAGUGACGUCCCUGCUGAUUUUAGAAAGACAACGCCAUGACACAUUCUGCACGGGUUACAACAGCGUGGCUUCAGAGUUAAAGAGUUUAGGUACUAGACUGGCUAGCCUGCAGUCCAGACCUGCCCCCCAUUGAACAUUUGAGGAGCAUUAUGAAGCACAAAAUACCACAACAGAGGCCUUGGACUACAAAUCAGCUGAAAUGGUCCAUCAAUCAAGACUGUAAAAGAAUUCACCUCCAAAGCUCCAACAGUUCAUGUCCUCACUUCACAAAGGCUAACUGAGUGUUGUUAAAGGAAAGGUGAUGUGGAACGUGCUUCAACAUCAUGGGUGUAAUGGCAGCUGUGUUUUCAGUUAUUUUAUUGAGCUCUAAGCAAAAAUGUCCAUUUGUCAAACAGAUUAUUUAAUGCACUUUAUCAUGUUUUUGUCUGUGUUCAGAGUGUGCCAAUCUCUUUCAUAAGGGUGGGGCCAGGUUAAUCCUGUGUGGGACAAGCUGGGACAAACUGGAGUCUCUGUUUGACUCCCUGACGAGCGGCUCUGACCCCAGAGAGGUGAGGAAAUCACACACAUAAAUCUACUUCCAUCAGUUUCACUUGGAAACAUCAUAAAUAAAUAAACCAGGCUGUGAGUGAACUCUUCCAAACUGAAACCAGCACUCUUUACUGUGGUGCUGAGUCAUCGAUUGGGCAAAAGUCCCAGCAUAGAGAUCAAGCUUUGACUGCUUCAGUAAACACGACCAUCUCAUAUCUGUGAGUACACACUGGAGUCUAGGCCUCUACCAUACUAAAACAAGCACAGAAACACAAUACUGACACAGGUUUAAACUCAUGUUGUGUUUUUAUCAUAAUCCUCUGCUCCACCCAUGAGAUAUCCAUUUCCUCAUUGAGUCAACACAAUAGCAGGAUUUCCUCUCUAACAGCAAACUGUCCUCCAGGUAUCUUACAAACACAAAGCAGACCAGAUGUGCUCCAGACACAAACACAAUGAUUAAAUAAUAAUAAGUGAGACAUAAGAAUGCAGAUAAUUAACGUUUUUUAAUCAUAUCGUAUCGUAUCGUACCGUAACUGUGUGGUAUUGUAUCUUGGGGCCUGGGCUGCUUAAAUCAUUACAUUUUCUUCUUCAUGAGAAGUGAUUUUUUUCUGAUAUUAAAUCUCCACUCAUUGCAAUGGGAUAAACACUGUUGAGGUGCUAAUUUGACCGAGACAGCAGAGCAAAGCGAACACCAGUGUGCUCAGUGCGCAGGUCACUGGUUCAAUAUUGAGUUUGUGAGGUACCUGUUCUGCUUUACUCACUCUUCCCUGUGUUCCCUGUCUGUCCUUUGCUGCAAAGGCAACGGUCCCCAGAAACUUAUCUUUGACUAUUACCUAUAUACAUGUAUUUAUAAGGCUUCAUGCUGUGGUUAGGAGGAGACAUGCUAAAAAUACAAAUUAGUGAAUCAGACGUACAAUGUGAAUGGAUAUCGGCACUGGAUACUCUUAACUCAUCAUUCCUUUGCAGCUUCUCCCUUUUGACGAACUAUGGUUGUUUCUGCCAGUAUACUGAUUUCCAGCUCUUACAAUGACUGACACUAAAGCAACGAGCCGUAUCACAGUACUUCAGCUUUUUACGGUCAAAUAGCGGUCAAGUAGUUGUGGAAGUACAGACACGAGAGAAGUAUCAAUUUUCACUUCUGGAUAACAGAGAUGUGUUUCUGUACAUGUUGAACUUCUUUCAAAGUGGAACAUGUCUGUUAUUUUAGACGAUAACUCUGUUUGUGAGAGAAAAACAAUGCAGCAGUAUCAGUAGCAGUAGUAUAUUUUAUUUACAGAUAAUAUUGUCCCUUGUGUCUCUGCAGACGUUUGCUCCAAAGCUGGUGAUCCUGGACUUCAGUGACAUGGACAGUGUAGAGGAGGUGGUGUCAGAGGUGGUGGACUGUUACGGCUGUGUAGAUGUACUGAUCUGUAACAGCAGUGUGAAGCUGAAGGCUCCAGUGCAGAGUGUCUCUUUGGAGAUGGACAGAAACAUCAUGGACAUCAACUACUUUGGGCCCAGCUCUCUGGCCAAAGGUGGGCCGGCCUUAAAGGGAUAUUCCAGCGUAGAAUUAAUUUACUCUGCACCUGAUGCAGAACUUCAUGACUCAGAAAGUAGGACCCAUUUGUGGGCCACAUUUUUUGGACUCUCCAAAUUUUGACAGUCUUGGACCUGCUGCUGUGACCCAUUUAGUCUUCAAUGCAGUCAUUGAAGGCUGCCGUCCCUGGACUGGGAAACAAACAUAAACUUAAUACUAGCCUCUAAAUAAUAACAGCUGGGGAUCAUUUUAGUAUCAGUGUUUGUCAGUAUUGGAUCAGUUAUUGACAUAAAAAUGACCUGACAGAUUCCUGACUCUACAGGAUUUGUAAUACAGAGCUAGUAUGUUGUGGUCUUGUGUAAAUUCCUGGUUUUAAGAAGUAAAACUCUUAUGUUUGAGUAGUCAUGAUCUUACAUGGUUUAUUUGCUUGUCUAUCAUCCUCUCACACUUGAAUUUUAAGUCUUACAAACUGUAAUGAGGUCUAUUUUGGUGUAUUUGUAAUGGGUCAUAUUGUGUUGCAGGUGUCCUUCCAACUAUGAUCUCCAGGAGAUCGGGGCAAAUUGUUCUGGUGAACAGCAUCCAGGGAAGACUGGCCAUCCCAUUCAGGAGUUCAUGUAAGCCUCCAAUUCAGAGUCUGAGCUUCUCUCAUCUAAGUGAAGGGUUUAUGUAAAAUAAAGAGCUUCUUAUCUAUGAUUCAGAAAGCAAAAAGACUGUACACGAUAACGUGACUAUGCUAAUAAGGUUGAAGUAAAUGUCUUGGUGUUGACAUUAUUUGUGAUCAGAUGCCCAAUUAUCACUCUUAAUGAGUAAAGGACUAGAAUGAUGCAGACUGAAAUUAAAGCUGAUGAUUUCAUGUGGCAAACAAGACCACGAUGAGUAAAUCAGGGCAUCUGAGCACUGUGGGGUGCAGUUUUGCUCCUUCACUUUGUUAAAGCAGAGGUAAUGAGGGUGACGGGUCCUGUCAUGGUGUGUUUUAUUUCAUAUCUACACUUCAGCUCCUUGAGCACUGAGAAAAUGAGAAAGCCUCCAGUCUGCUGCUAUUUGUCUGGCAGAGUUUCAACAAUUGUUACAGACAGGGAGAGGAAACAAUCAGACUAAAUAUGUCUCUGAAAUGUCAGGAAUGACACUACAGCUGAGUCACACCCCUUUCUGUGUGUGUGUGUGUGUGUGUGUGUGUGUGUGUGUGUGUGUGUGUGUGUGUGUGUGUGUGUGUGUGUGCUCUCAGACACAGCCUCCAAGCAUGCGGCUCAGGCCUUCUUUGACUGUCUGCGGACGGAGGUGGAGGAGUUAGGGAUCGUGGUGAGCACCAUCAGUCACACCUUCAUCAACGCCUCUGAGCCGCCACCUGUCGAAGAACCCGCCCCCCAACCUGCCGCCCAACCCAGCAUGCUAUCUGCAUGUGAGUGACAGGACCUGUACAGUGACUUAUGAUUUAUAUAGAAGAAAACAUUACACCGGUGUGAAAACAUGGGACUGUGUGACAGAGUUCAAGAGACAUAAAAGGGAGAAUAGAGUCAAAAAAGCCCCAGAUUUAUGAUAUAUAUUUUUUAAUAUUUAAUAAAAUCAAUAAAAAAAGUCAUGGUGUUAUUUGAUUAAGAAAAAAAAUACAAUAAAAAAAAUAAAAAAAUAAAUACAAAAUUAAAAUAAAAUAUUUCAUAAAAAUUUACAAUAUCAAAAAACUGUAAAAUAUAACAAUUCAGUUUUCACAAUUUCAAGCUGAAAGAAAAAAAGCAGUGAGAAUUUAUUUGUUUAAGUUUUAAAUGGGCCAAUAUGCAACGAUGGACAUGUAGCAAUAUCUGUUUUUAAAGGGCUGAUACCGAUAACAAUGAUAAGGGGAAGGUUGGCUAACAAACAACUCCUUUUUUGCAUUUGAUGAAAAACAAAUAUAAAAUAAUACUUUCAACUGAGAAACAAAAAGAAUGAAUGCUUUUCAGAUAAAAGUGCUUUUGCAUUUCCAAGCAGCCAUCAGUAAAUAUUAAGAUAGGAAAAGUAUAAGGUCAAUAUUCAGGGGAAAAAAGUAUGAUUACAACUUUCUUUACACUUUACAAUCUUAGAUAAUGUCAUAUUAAAGGAUUAUGAAUUAAUGAUUUAAAAAAAAAAUAAACCAUGGCUAAUGUUUAUGGAGGGAGCAAAUAAAACUGUAAUAUUCUACGAACAAACACAGUUAAGAAUAAACUGUAUACUGUAAAUGUUAUAGUUUUGAUAUGUGGGAUGGGAAACAUGUAUCAUAUCAUUUAGAAAAGAUGAUGUGACAAAUAUGUGUAAAUAUGUGUGUAUCCCUCCUCAGUUAUUGCCAAUCAGCUGACCCAUGGCGUGCGCCCAUCUGUUCUGGCCAAUGAGAUCAUGCAGACGGUUAACAGGAAAAAGAAGGAGGUGAUUCUGGCCCACCCCAUCCCCCGGGUGGCGCUGCUGCUGCGCUCCAUCCUCCCCUCCUUCCUGUUCGCCGUGCUCGCUGCAGGAGUAAAGGACUCAGUGCUGAACGAACAGCUGCAGUAGAAGAAAAACUCUGAAAGUUCAAGAUGAGGAAGAGAGAAUGAGAUACUUGGAGAUGUCGUAUUAUUGUUUGAGUUUGAUUAAAGGCUUCAGGUUCAUCAUGAGACACAGUUUGUUCAAAUUCAAUGGAGGUGUUGCUGUUAUGUUUGGUGCACAUUAUCACAUCUCCACUGGUGCCUCUCUCAGUGUUUACAAAAAGAAUUUAAAGGUGCUCUUGAUGGUUUUAAAGGUUUUUUUCUUUAUCAUCAAAUAAAA